Molecule: messenger RNA, 3810 nt
Organism: Labrus mixtus (cuckoo wrasse)
Lineage: Eukaryota; Metazoa; Chordata; Actinopteri; Labriformes; Labridae
Product: disks large homolog 1-like
Exons: 26
Coding region: 871-3795 (974 amino acids)
Biological process (GO): chemical synaptic transmission; neurotransmitter receptor localization to postsynaptic specialization membrane
Cellular component (GO): postsynaptic density membrane; neuron projection; neuromuscular junction
Molecular function (GO): kinase binding
Source: RefSeq, a predicted model, not a curated record
GAUUUGUAGACCUGGGGAGGUGCAGGAGGAGGAGGAGGAGGAGGGAGAAGAAGAAGAAGAAAAAAGGAGGAGAAGGAGGAGAAGGAGGAAGUAGGAGAAAAAGAGAGGAGGGAUUUACACUGAGGAAAGUUUGACACGAAUGCACAACGCAGGCUGUGCUGGGAAUAACACGCAGGAAGAGUGCGUGCCAGUGCGGGAUAAACCAGGCUGGAGUUGAGGUGUGCCACCAGGCUGGAGUUGAGGUGUGCCACCAGGCUGGAGUUGAGGUGUGCCACCAGGCUGGACUUUGAAGUUGUUGUUUUUUUUUUUCUUCCUGGAAGAAGCAUCAAAGCUCCGGAGCUGGUCGUCUCCCUGCAACCGGGCAGCUCAUGCAUGCACCCUAACUGAUGGUUUUUAUGGAGUUUGGCACUCGGCUGGUCCCACUUGGAGGAAACUAGAUUUGCACUUUUUUUUUUUUUUUUUUCCUUCACCCAGCAGUGUGUCGCGUCACCGCGGUCAUCAAGCCGGGGCAGGGAGCGUCUCCGGCGGGGAACUACAGCACGGAGAGUCGGUAGCGGACGGCGCCUCCUGGAGCUCCUUCCUCGGGUGAUAUUAGUUGAACCCGGGACUUCUGCCUUGUCUUGCUUCAUACUGUAGACUUGGUGUUGUUAUUCAGUCUGGACGUGUCAGUCCCCCCUCACAGGGACUUUGUUUGUCUCGGAGGGGAACUUGGUGUCGUCGUGGAGGGAUUUUCUUGAGCCGUGACUUGGAGCUGUGACAGCGGGCUUUAACAGCCGGAAUAAUCAAUAAAACAAAGCCCCAGUGCUGUGCCGGGGAGUGCAUGAGGCUAACACACGACUAGCUCAAUACCGAGCCGAGCCGAGCCAGACCAUGCCAGUGAGAAAGAAAGAUGCACAGCGAGCCCUCCUGCUGCUGGAGGAGUACCGGGCCAAGCUGCACCACGCCGAGGACCGGCAGCUCCGACACUCCAUCCAGAGGGUCAUCGACAUCUUCCAGAGCAACCUCUUCCAGGCCCUCAUAGAUAUCCAGGAAUUUUACGAAGUGACCUUAUUGGACAGUCAGAGAUGGACGGAGUCUUCCAAGGCGGCAGACCCCAUGACGCCCGUCAACCUGUGGGACUUCUCCAGCCUUCAAAGCACAACGGUGACCUCGGAUACUCUGCCCAGCCUUAGCACCAGCAUCGAGGACUCACCACUCCUUAACGAAAUCCUGCACACGUUGGCGCAGGCGCAACACCCGCCCGGCUCUGACGGACAAAAGUACAGGCACCACGAUGAGGACUCGUCCCCACAGGAACAGAGCUCCCCCCAGCUGACGGAGGAGGCCGGGGGGGCGGAGCUUGUCCAGGUAGCAGAGAAGAACCUGUCCCAGAUCGAGAAUGUGCACGGAUACGUCACCCACGCUCACAUUUCACCCAUGAAGGUAGCAUCUCUGGAGUGCAUCUAUGACGGACAGCACCUCCCGGAGCUCCCCUCCCCCACGUCCUCCACCCUCUACCCCCACGGAGAAGACAGCCCCCUCCCCUCCUGCUCCUCCAACCCCUACCCCCCAAUCCAGCAGGUCGAGGCCCCCCCGCCCUCCUCUCCCAUAAUCCCUGUGAUCCCAGUCUCGCCAAUUGCAGCCGAGUCCACCACCAACAUCUCACCGACGUCACAGGCCAACCCCCCCCCUGUGGUGGUCAACACAGACAGCCUGGACACGCCUCCUUAUGUGAACGGAACGGAGGCUGACUAUGAGUACGAGGAGAUCACGUUGGAGAGGGGGAACUCGGGGCUGGGCUUCAGCAUCGCCGGCGGGACCGACAACCCCCACAUCGGUGAAGACCCCAGCAUCUUCAUCACCAAAGUCAUACCUGGAGGAGCGGCUGCACAGGACGGGCGGCUCAGGGUGAACGAUGUGAUCCUGAGAGUGAACGAGGCCGACGUCCGGGAUGUGACCCACAGCCGAGCCGUGGAGGCUCUGAAGGAGGCGGGCUCUCUGGUCCGGCUCUACGUACGCAGGAGGAAACCGGUCUCGGAGAAAGUGAUGGAGAUCAAACUGGUGAAAGGACCCAAAGGUCUUGGCUUCAGUAUAGCAGGCGGAGUGGGGAACCAGCACAUCCCGGGCGACAACAGCAUCUACGUCACCAAGGUCAUCGAAGGAGGAGCCGCACAUAAAGAUGGGAGGCUGCAGAUCGGAGACAAACUGCUGGCUGUGAACAGUGCUUGCCUGGAGGAGGUGAGCCACGAACACGCCGUCACUGCCUUGAAAAACACUCCUGACGUGGUCUACUUGAAAGUGGCUAAACCCAACAGUGUCUUCAUGAACGACAGCUUCGCCCCGCCCGACCUCACCAACUCGUACUCUCAGCACAUGGAGAACCAUAUCAGCCCCCCCAACUUCCUGGGUCAGCCCCUCCCCCCGCCGGCCUCCUCUGGACGCUACUCCCCGACCCCGAAGAGCAUGCUGGGAGAAGAUGAUGUCACACGGGAGCCCAGGAAGGUGGUGCUGCACAGAGGAGCGACGGGUCUGGGCUUCAACAUCGUGGGCGGAGAGGACGGAGAGGGGAUCUUCAUCUCCUUCAUCCUGGCAGGAGGACCAGCUGACCUCUGUGGAGAGCUGAGGAAAGGAGACAGACUGGUGUCUGUGAACGGCGUUGACCUCCGUAACGCCACUCACGAACAGGCUGCAGCCGCCCUGAAGAACGCCGGGCAGACGGUGACCAUCAUCGCCCACUACAGACCAGAGGAGUACAGCAGGUUCGAGGCGAAGAUCCACGACCUGCGGGAGCAGAUGAUGAACAGCAGCAUCAGUUCAGGUUCUGGAUCCUUACGGACGAGUCAGAAGAGGUCGCUUUACGUCAGAGCUCUGUUUGACUACGAUAAGACUCGGGACUCGGGUCUGCCGAGUCAGGGACUCAACUUCAAGUUCGGGGACAUCCUUCACGUGGUGAACGCCUCCGACGACGAGUGGUGGCAAGCCCGACAGCUGACGUCUCAGGGGGAGGUGGAGGAGGUGGGGGUGAUCCCCAGCAAGAGACGGGUGGAGAAGAAGGAGAGAGCGAGAUUAAAGACGGUGAAGUUCAACUCGAAGUCUCGAGACAGAGGGCAGUCUCUCAAUGACAAGCGUAAAAAGAACCUCUUUUCCCGAAAGUUUCCGUUCUACAAGAGCAAAGAGACGAGCGAGCUGGAGACCAGCGAUGUCGACCAACAUGUGACGUCGAACGCCAGCGAUAGUGAAAGUAGUUACCGUGGACAGGAGGAGUACGUCCUGUCGUAUGAGCCCGUCAGUCAGCAAGAAGUGAACUACACUCGCCCCGUCAUCAUCCUCGGCCCCAUGAAGGAUCGAAUCAACGACGACCUGAUCUCCGAGUUCCCGGACAAGUUUGGAUCCUGCGUCCCGCAUACGACCCGGCCGAAGCGAGACUACGAGGUGGACGGCAGAGAUUAUCACUUUGUGGUGUCCAGAGAGCAGAUGGAGAAGGACAUCCAGGACCACAAGUUCAUCGAGGCGGGGCAGUAUAACAGCCACCUGUACGGAACCAGCGUCCAGUCGGUCCGAGAGGUCGCCGAGAAGGGUAAACACUGCAUCCUGGACGUGUCGGGGAACGCCAUCAAGAGACUCCAGCUCGCUCAGCUUCACCCCAUCGCCGUCUUCAUCAAACCCAAAUCUGUGGAGAACAUCAUGGAGAUGAACAAGCGCCUGACGGAGGAGCAGGGCAGGAAAACCUUCGACAGAGCCACCAAGCUGGAGCAGGAGUUCACCGAGCAUUUCACAGGUGAGAAACAAAACUCUGUGGGGGCGCCGGUGGACUAGUGGUUAGUGCGCGUG